AAAGCAGCCAACCACAAACUCAGCAUCUGUUGAUCUUACUUCAAGGUUCUGACCUUCUUAUCUUCUUUCUUCAUAUAAAAACCAAUGCUAUUAAAAUAAUAACCCUUAAACCCAACGCACACCUGAUUCUUAAUUCUCCUCUUUUAAAUAGAAUAAGAUAGUAGUAAUUUUUGAAGCUGGACAGCCUCUUUGAUUUGGAAGCUUAAGAAAGGAUUCUUCAUACUAGCUUGCAUUAUGCUUAAGAUCCCAGACCAUCAAGUUGCAGGUCACCAAGCCCGUGAUGGAAAACUUGGACCCCUUAUUGAUGAUUCAGGACGAUUCUACAAACCUCUCCAGGAUGAUGAACGAGGUUCCAACGAGGCAGCUUUCUACACAUCCUUUUCCUCCAAUAUGAAGAUCCCUGAUCACAUCCGUAGGUUCUUCCCUGUAUUCUAUGGAACUCAACUUUUGGAGGCAUCUGAUGGAUCUGGCCUCCGUCCCCACCUGGUUUUGGAAGAUCUUGUGUCGAAACACCUCAAUCCAUCCAUCAUAGACAUUAAGAUUGGUUCAAGAACAUGGUACCCUGAAGCAUCUGAGGACUAUAUCCAGAGAUGCCAUAAGAAGGACGCAGAAACCACCAGUUUGUUAUUGGGUUUUAGGAUAUCUGGGUUGCAGAUAUAUGUAAACAAAGAAUCGGGAUUCUGGAAGCCAGAGAAGAAGCUUGUCCAAGCAUUUACUGCAGAUGAUGUCAGAUUAGUCCUAAGGAAGUUUGUUUCAUCUAACUCACCUACUGAUUCAAAAUCAGUCCCAGACUGUUCUUUUGCACCAACUGUUUAUGGUGGUUCCACUGGGAUUCUGGCACAAUUGUUGGAGCUAAAAGCAUGGUUUGAAGAUCAAACAAUUUAUCAUUUUAAUUCUUGUUCAGUUCUUAUGGUGUAUGAAAAGGAGUCACUUUUGAAAGGCAGGAGUUCAGGUGCUGAAAUUAAACUUGUGGAUUUUGCACAUGUGGUGGAGGGCAAAGGUAUUAUUGAUCAUAACUUCUUGGGUGGGCUCUGCUCUUUCAUAAAAUUUGUCUCUGAGAUUCUUACUAGUCCAGAUGAACUGUCAACUAAAGCUUCUUCACAGGAUUCAGAGAAUAAAUGUAGUUUUACUGAGAAUGGUUCUAGUGAAUGAAGAUUCACACCGCAAGGAGUUUUCACAACUAUCUGUGCUGUUGUUGCUUUUUAUAUGGCUUUAUUGGUGACUUCUCCAAUUUAGGUUCUGCUUAGGUUCAAUUUUUUUUUUCUACUGGACAGAGUCUUGUCUUGUAGAUUGAGAUUUGAUCAGAUCAUUUCAGUGCAUUUCCUGACUUCUUUAAGUAAUUUUUACUCUACCAUUGCUACAGUUUUGGCUGAAAAGAGAAAGCAACACUGUUGAAUCUGAAUUUUCCCAGUCUGACCAUGUUUGUAUUUCAUUUUCUGAAACGUAUGGGAGUUAUCUAUAAUUUACUAUAUUUCUUGCA
Messenger RNA from Pistacia vera, 1480 nucleotides. RefSeq names its product inositol polyphosphate multikinase alpha. The record is from RefSeq and is a predicted model, not a curated record. NCBI's taxonomy places the organism in Eukaryota, Viridiplantae, Streptophyta, Magnoliopsida, Sapindales, Anacardiaceae. The coding region runs from base 235 to 1152 and encodes 305 amino acids. The transcript is spliced from 2 exons. Gene Ontology annotation, molecular function: inositol-1,4,5-trisphosphate 3-kinase activity; inositol tetrakisphosphate kinase activity. Gene Ontology annotation, biological process: inositol phosphate biosynthetic process. Gene Ontology annotation, cellular component: cytoplasm; nucleus.